This is a messenger RNA of Cyanidioschyzon merolae strain 10D, 789 nucleotides long. Its product is annotated as 40S ribosomal protein S3. The transcript has a single exon. Gene Ontology annotation, molecular function: structural constituent of ribosome; RNA binding. Gene Ontology annotation, cellular component: cytosolic small ribosomal subunit; nucleus. The coding region runs from base 1 to 789 and encodes 262 amino acids. The record is from RefSeq and is a predicted model, not a curated record. Gene Ontology annotation, biological process: translation. Lineage: Eukaryota; Rhodophyta; Bangiophyceae; Cyanidiales; Cyanidiaceae.
AUGGAGGCUGGUCGUAGACAGGUUUCUUGGAAGCGCAAGUUUGUUGCGGACGGCGUUUUCUUCGCGGAGCUGUCUGAGCUGCUCACGCGUGAGCUGGCGGAGGACGGGUACGCUGGCGUUGAGGUGCGCGUGACACCUCGAGGCCACGAGGUCAUUAUCCGAGCGACACGGACGCAGACUGUGCUCGGCGAGAAGGGCCGGCGCAUUCGUGAGCUGACUGCGCUUGUUGAGAAACGCUUUGGCUUUCCGGAGAACCAGGUGUCGCUGUUUGUCGAGCGCGUGCCGAACAGAGGUCUGUGCGCGAUGGCACAGGCCGAGUCUCUGCGGUACAAACUGCUGGGCGGGCUCGCUGUGCGACGUGCGGCGUACGGCGUGCUUCGCUUUGUGAUGGAGUCUGGGGCCAAGGGCUGCGAAGUGCAAAUCUCCGGGAAGCUCCGGGCGCAGCGGGCAAAGACCAUGAAGUUCAUGGACGGGUACAUGAUCUCGACGGGGCAACCGAAACUCGACUUUAUCGACCGCGCCGUGCGGCACGUGCUCUUGCGGCAAGGCGUACUCGGGAUCAAGGUGAAGAUCAUGUUGCCGCACGAUCCGACAGGCCGUCAGGGCCCGCGGAAGCCGCUUCCGGACUCGAUCGUUAUUCUGGAGCCGAAGGAGGAAGACACGCUCGGCAAGGUUGUUGCGACACACACGACAUACGGCCCGGCGGCUAUGCCGGCAGCACCCGUGGGUGUGGCGCCUGGUGUCAUGGGUGGAGCGCCUGUUAUCGGUGUCGGAGCGGCGCGACCGUGA